UUUAGUAUAUGUAUAAACGGUCGGACACCAGGUGGUAGUGAUCAGAUAAUUCCUUAAUCGGAGAAACUGAAAACGUAUUGUGGACAGGAUGUUGCGUUUCGUCGUACUCCUGGCGGGCUUAGCCCUGACCUUGGCCUUCAAGAACCCGCACUAUUCCGGGGACAGGACCACCAUGGUCCAUCUUUUCGAGUGGAAGUGGGACGACAUUGCUGACGAGUGCGAAAGGUUCUUGGGACCUAACGGAUUUGGUGGUAUUCAGAUCUCUCCUCCCAACGAGAACCUGAUCAUCCGAGCCCACAACCGCCCCUGGUGGGAGCGCUACCAGCCCAUGUCCUACCGCCUGAUAACCCGCUCUGGCAAUGAGCAGCAGUUCACCAACAUGGUCAGACGGUGCAACAACGUCGGUGUCAGGAUCUAUGUCGACGCCAUCAUCAACCACAUGACUGGUACCUGGAGCGAGAACGUAGGAACCGCAGGCAGCACAGCCACCUUUGGGCAGUGGAGCUACCCAGCUGUUCCCUACGGAUGGAAUGACUUCAACUGGCCUAACUGCGUCAUUCAGGGAUCCGACUACGCCAACAACGCCGAAAGAGUCCGUAACUGCGAGCUGUCUGGUCUGAAGGACUUGAACCAAGGCACCGAGCACGUUCGUACCAUGAUUGUCAACUACAUGAACCAUCUGAUCGACUUGGGUGUCGCUGGUUUUAGAAUUGACGCAGCCAAGCACAUGUGGCCAGGAGACCUUCGCAUCAUCUACGAGAGGCUUCGCAACCUCAACACGAACCACGGAUUCCCCGCCGGCGCCCGUCCCUACAUCUACCAGGAGGUCAUUGAUCUUGGAGGAGAGGCCGUCACCAAACACGAGUACACUCCUCUGGCUGCUGUCACCGAGUUCAAGUUCGGAAUGGAGCUCAGCAGGGCUUUCCAACGCGGCAACCAGCUGAGAUGGUUAGUCAACUGGGGACCACAAUGGGGUCUGAUGGACUCCGAAGACUCUCUCACAUUCAUCGACAACCACGAUAACCAGCGCGGUCACGGAGCGGGCGGCAACAUCCUCACCCACAGACAGCCUAAGGAGUACAAGGCAGCUAUCGCUUUCAUGUUGGCCCAUCCUUAUGGAGAGCCCCAACUGAUGAGCAGCUACUCGUUUACUGACACUGAAGCUGGACCCCCGAUGAAUAGCAACCAGGAUAUCAUCUCGCCUUCUAUCAACUCGGACGGCACCUGCGGCAACGGAUGGGUGUGCGAGCACCGCUGGCGCCAGAUCUUCCAGAUGGUGCAAUUCAGGAACGUUGCUGGCAACACUGGCCUGAACGACUGGUGGGACAACGGUAGCAACCAGAUCGCCUUCUGCCGUGGUGGACAGGCCUUCAUUGCUUUCAACAACGACCUGUGGGAUCUGAGCCAGACUCUGCAGACAUGUCUGCCCGCGGGCCAGUACUGCGACAUAAUCUCGGGCUCCCGCAGCGGUAAUGGAUGCACCGGCAAGGUCGUGACCGUCGGCAACGACGGCCGCGCCCACAUCUCCGUCGGAGCUAACGAAUACGACAUGAUGCUGGCUAUCCACGUAGGAACACAGUCGAGAAUCUAAAGGCCGAUCUGAAGAUGCGAUUCGAGAGAUGAAGACUUGAAUUUUUGAUUUAAAUUCUGUACCGUAUUUAUUCUUGUUACUCAAAGGACUUACGAACAAUAAAAACAUGCUUGACGAA
This is a messenger RNA of Ostrinia nubilalis (European corn borer), 1709 nucleotides long. RefSeq names its product alpha-amylase 1-like (gene Amy). NCBI's taxonomy places the organism in Eukaryota, Metazoa, Arthropoda, Insecta, Lepidoptera, Crambidae. Gene Ontology annotation, molecular function: alpha-amylase activity; cation binding. Gene Ontology annotation, biological process: carbohydrate metabolic process. Bases 89 to 1591 code for a protein of 500 amino acids. The transcript is spliced from 10 exons. The record is from RefSeq and is a predicted model, not a curated record.